AUGCGCAACGCCAAACCGCAGCAGUCGACUGAGCAAUACGACGAGUCGGACGAAGGCCCCGGCGAGCUGACUCUGGUCCUCUACAGUGUCUUUAUGGCCGUCUCUUCGCUCGUGUUUGGUGGUCUCGGCCUCUUUCACGCUCGCGGAGGAUCAUCAGAUAGCCUCUUUGACUUUGGCGCGAUCGCAGAGGGCCUCGACCUCAUCCGCCCCCGGUGGUCCGUCCUGCGCCACAACGUCGAGCUCCUCGUCUCGUGGAUCAGAUCCAUCGACCCGGUCACGAUCCUCUACCUUGGCAGUGUCCUUGUUCUCGUCUGCCUGAUUGCCAUCUGGACCAAUCCGGGCGAGACGUCUUUCCGGUCCUAUCUCACCAACUUGACCCUUCACGAGCACCUCCGCCAGCUCCGCGAUGAUGUUCGACAUCAGCCUGCAUCGACGGGCAAGACAUCCCCUGAGGAGGAGCUCGAGGGAGCCACGGCGACCGAGGCCCGCUGCAUAACGAGGUCUUCACCCCAUUUUCUCACUUUUGCCAAUCGCAUCUCGGUCUCGCUCCGAACACCGGCCUACAAAAGACGGUCGUAUGGCCUCUUCAGCAUAGUCACUGUCCCUGCGCAACCUGAUCUUCCCGCAAGCAUCGAAGGCGGCCGCGAUGGCGCAAAGGAGACCGGCCUCGUCUCGACGCAGUACAUUGGUCUCUUUGGCCAAUGGACCCACUGGGGCCGAUCGACGACCGAGCUGCCUGCCUCGGAAGGCGCUUCCAGGAUCGAGAAGAAGAACAGCAAGCGAGCAAAGGUUCUUGCUCCGCAGUCAUGGGGUAUCCUCUGUAUGCGCUCAGGACGACAGGUCGACGAGGAGAAGCUUUCCCAUGUAGAUGUCCAGGAUGCUGCAAAGUCCAAGUCGUCGAAAAUUGGUGAAGCGCAACUCCCGCCUACAGCAACCAGCCAGGGUCAGAAGGGCGCAGCGAGUCGAAGGAAAAAGGCCUCCCAGCGACCCAAAUUAUCGCAGCAGCAAGCGUCGAUGGGCAAGGACCCCGAAAGGCGAGGCUCCGAUGAUCUUGAGCUACAAACUCUUGGUUCUCUUGACGCAGAUCGACGAACGUCGGACCCGCUGGUGGCGCAGCCCCUUGAUGCGACCCAGGCACAUGCGAGCGAUGCCAUGAAUGUCGAGCAGGCGUCUGCUGCUCUCGCUUCCCUUGAGUCGUCAACGUCGCCAAACGCUACCGUGGCUGAAGCACAGAUGCAGCUAGAGAGCCUGCGAACAGCAUCUGAAGCAUCCCGGAAACAGCUUCAGGCCCAGCUCGACGAGCUUCGAGGGAGAAAACGCGAUGAGGAUGCGGCGCGUGUCGACGUCAAGGGAAAGACGAAGACGCUGGACGAGAGCAAACGAUUGGCGGAGGCGUCCAGGAGGGAGGCCGAGAGGAGGCUGAAGGUGGCGACAAGUCUGCGAGAGACGAUCCAAGCGAGGAUCGAUGUAAAGGAUCAAGAGGUCAAGGAGCUCAGGGAGAAGGAGCGCGAGUGGCAGCGUAAGGUCGAGGAAGGAGGUCAACGCAAGGUUGAGCAUUUGGAGCAGCUUGGCCUUGACAAGGCCAAGACGGAGCGCGAAGAAAUGGACGUGGACAAGCAGCUGGGCGAAUUGCGAGCAAAGCUCGAGAUGCUCGAGCAGAGGGUCAUGGAGGAAGAUGCCAACCUGGAAGCCGCGCGUGAGCUAGCAGCAGAGCGAAGGGCGGCUGCGAUGAGCAGACCCAUCCCUCCGUUCUCCUCUCAAAGUCAUCAAGGCCCACAGAUGUAUCCGCUGAUCUCUGGACCAGGAGAAGGACCGCCGGGAGGAGACGCCUUCGAUCGUCCCGAUGCCCCGACUGAUCUCUGGAGUGCGUCUGCGCAGCAACAAGAAGUCCCACCUGGCUACAAGGCAUACGUUCCCAGUCAGCCACAUCAAUCACAGCCAGGCCACCUAAGCCCGGACUUCGACGAGGAUAAUGACGACACUUUCGAUCCUACUUUGAGGCCUGGCGCUGGAUUCUCUCCCUUUUCCUUUGAAGCAAACCCAGCGCAUCUCCAAGCCUACACCGACCACUUCAACAGCGCCAGCAAUCACAGCAACAGCAACAGCAGUGGCCUUGUACCGCCAACGACCUCUAGCCAUGACGACACGCUAGCGCCGCUUGUGUCCCCUGCUCGUACGCCGCAGCGCAGCCGUCUCAACUCGCUUGCCUAUGGUAGUGACGUCUCCGCAACGCCCAUCUCUCCCUUUUCUUCAGAUCUGCUGCCUAGCAACUUGUUCCAAAACGCCGACGAUGAUGACCGCCACGUCGGCGUCAUGCCCGGUUCGCGCAAUGAGCGAGUCGAGGCGGCCUUGAAUAGGUUCGGCCUUGACACUUCGGACACAUCUGAUCUGGAGACUGGCCGCGAAGGAGAGGACGUGGAGUCGGAUGACCAGGUUGAGAAUGACGAUGUUGGCGACACAACGCUACAGGGCAAGAUGACCGGCGGUGAAGAGAUGGUGCAGCGCAAGAAUUCUGCCAGUCGAGGCGCGCGCUCAUGGUGGGGAGGAAGAAGCCGCACUGCCAGCAAGGACCGGACUGCGACCGAUGAGGCGGCACUGGAGGAACAACAGUGGCAGGCGCAGGACGAUGGUUCUGGCAGCAAACGUCGUUCACUUUCCAUCUUCCCAAAGCUUUCACUCAACCCUGGAGCCAAGGCCUUUAGCAGCAGCGCCAAGCGUAAGCCCGACAACAAUGGUGGAGCGUUUGCGCCGAGCGAUCUGGCGGCGCAGGGGGGCGGAUGGAAUGCAGGUGCAGGACGGGGAGGAGGACCCGAUUUCGAGAGCAUGCGUAGAGCGUUCCAGACAUCUGGAGUAGCCAACGACGAUGACGAGGAAGAGCAGGGAAGGCGAUCUUGGAGCGCAUUCGACUCGUGGCAGCAGUCGCACCAGCCCGCGUCCACUCGUUCCCGCCUGGGACGAGGCGUUUACGGAGCUGCUGGCGAGAUUGGCAAGGGUCGUUCCAGCCAUCUCGCUGCUGCCACCAACAGCAACUUUGAUCUUCGCUCCAGUUCCGAGUCGCUGCCGUUCCAGCGUGGAGGCACGACUGGGCAGGGUGUCAACCAGCGACAGUGGCUCGACGAAAUGUUCCUGCCACUCAACAGGAGCACCUCGGCCGGUGCCAGGUCGCUUGGAAGCCAUGCAUCUUCUCAGGGAGGCGGAGGCACAGGGGCAGGAGGACAGGCUUCGACGAGCAACAGCAGGCCUAGCCGGUUUGCCUUCUGGUCGACCAAUGGCGCAAGCAACGCGUCAAACCAGUCGGCGGCCAGUCUGCAGUCUUCGGACGCUGCAGGAGCAGCAUCAUCGACCGAUCCCGAAGCCCAGCAGCAAGGUGACGUGGAAGAAGCAUUGCCAGCGUCGGAGAGGCCCAAGACGUCGUCGCGCAGAUCCUUCCGAUGGUCGAGGCGAAUUACUGGACCAGAAGCCUCGUCUUCUGACGCCAAUGCUGGUUCUCAGGAUCAAGAGUGA
Molecule: messenger RNA, 3504 nt
Organism: Acaromyces ingoldii
Lineage: Eukaryota; Fungi; Basidiomycota; Exobasidiomycetes; Exobasidiales; Cryptobasidiaceae
Exons: 3
Coding region: 1-3504 (1167 amino acids)
Source: RefSeq, a predicted model, not a curated record